AAAGCAAUUAUCUCAGGACGAAUAACAGACGCCCCACCCCCAAGUUCCCAGUUUCAAGAAAACUGCUGCUUGCUGCUCCCUACUGAUUAUUACUUAGUUGUUACUGCUACUUCUUCAGCAUGCAGAGGUCAACCAAGAGGCUCAAACAAGAGGGAAUCCCUUUGACCAGCUCCCAUGCCACCUCCAUCCUCCCGCCGCCACUGCCUCCUCCUCCUCCUCCUCCUCCGCGUAUGAUCACCAGCGAGCAAGAAGUCUCCGUCAUGGUGGCCGCUCUGAAGAAUGUCAUUGCUGGCGCCUCCACUGUCACCACCACCACCCCUUAUGCAGACGCAAAUACACUCCACGACUUUAGACUCUUUCCGCCAUCGUUAUUCGAAUGCGCCACAGCCUCCUCCUCCUCCUCCUCCUCCUCUGCUUUUUUCAAUGCAAAUAAUCUAGUCGUGCCUGCUGCUGCAGUCCAGACUUGUCAGUUGUGCGGAUACGAAGGCUGCUUGGGAUGCAACUACUUCUCGCCCUCAGCCGCCCCAGUCGAGGAUAAUAACAAGAAAAAUGGGGUCAAGAGAAAGAAGAAGAACUACAGAGGAGUGAGACAGAGGCCGUGGGGGAAAUGGGCUGCAGAGAUAAGGGAUCCUCGCAAGGCAGCUCGGGUUUGGCUUGGAACUUUUGAGACUGCCGAGGAUGCUGCCCGGGCUUAUGACCGCGCGGCCAUUGAGUUCAGGGGUCCCAGAGCAAAGCUGAAUUUCCCAUUCUCCGAUUAUACGUUGGACGGCCACCAGAGUUCGAGCUCACCCCAACAGGUUCCAGAACGCGAUCAACAUCAUCAUCAUCAUCUGCCUCACAAGCAAUUGCAGCCAGAAAUUAAAGCUAAAAAUGAGAUUGUUGAUACUUCUGGGAUGGAGCUUGGGACCAGCAACGGUAUGGAAUUCUGGGAAGCGAUCGGAGAAGAAGAGAUUCAACAAUGGAUGAUGAUGAUGGAUUUCCAGGGCCAUUCUUCAUCAUCUGGGAGUGGAAACGUUCAUAGCGCUUAAACUUACAAAUUUUCAAAUAAGAUGAAGUCGCGGCCUUUGAUCGAUCAAUCACUCUUGCGGAUGCCCAUAUAAUUUUUACUACUUUUGGGUUUCUGUUGGACGGAGAGGGACACCCCAAAAAAAAAAAAAAAAAAAA
This is a messenger RNA of Coffea arabica (coffee), 1164 nucleotides long. RefSeq names its product ethylene-responsive transcription factor ERF109. Gene Ontology annotation, biological process: regulation of DNA-templated transcription; ethylene-activated signaling pathway. Gene Ontology annotation, molecular function: DNA-binding transcription factor activity; DNA binding. The record is from RefSeq and is a predicted model, not a curated record. NCBI's taxonomy places the organism in Eukaryota, Viridiplantae, Streptophyta, Magnoliopsida, Gentianales, Rubiaceae.